This is a messenger RNA of Lentinula edodes (shiitake mushroom), 1788 nucleotides long. RefSeq lists its product as uncharacterized. The coding region runs from base 1 to 1788 and encodes 595 amino acids. Gene Ontology annotation, molecular function: protein binding. The transcript has 5 exons. NCBI's taxonomy places the organism in Eukaryota, Fungi, Basidiomycota, Agaricomycetes, Agaricales, Omphalotaceae. The record is from RefSeq and is a predicted model, not a curated record.
AUGCUCAUUCAACUGCCUCCAGAACUGAUUCUUUCUGUUCUUUCUUUGCUCGAUUUAUCUUGCAUCCAAGCUUUCUCCCUCGUCUGCAAGACUUGUAAAAGACUUGUCGAUGAAAACGAGUCAUCCAUCUACCACGCCCUCUCAGCUUAUCGUGGAUAUAUCGAUUCAAAAACCGUCUUCAAUCAAUUGCCUUCCCUGUACUCUUCAAAGUCCCUGGUCGGCGUGACGAAUUGGAAAUCUUUCUGCCAAAGACGCGUCCAUAUCAGCAAAAGUUGGACUGGCAAGGCCUCUUCCCAUUAUGUAUCAUACGCGGGAUCCGGAUCUAAAGUGCACCGCAUCAAGGUCGAUGAGCAAGCUGGAUUUAUUAUCACCAGCUUCCGAGAUGGCGGUCUACUAGUAAAUGAUCUCGCAGACGACCAGGUAUUAUGGUCGCUACCGAAGACCUAUGUCAAGCAGUUUGCUCAUCUAGAAUACGGAGAAGGAUUUCUCAUAUUCGAUCGUCUAGGAGGGAGCAAAGAAGUUUGGCAUCUUGCGAGUGGAUUUCCUCCUACUCCUCCACAAUCGAACGCUCUUCCAGACCAAAUUUCCGCCUCCGAGGAAUCUUAUCAGAAGCAUGCUGCUACAUACCCCAAAGGACAUUUCAAGCCAUGGGCAAUUUUGAGGAUGCCUCGACUCACCCGUGCUUUCCGGUUCGUUUACCCAACUCUUCUAGUCGGGGCUUGGGAUCAUGCUUUCCUAUGGGACAUCCCCUCUUGCGAGCUUGUGCAAACGAUCACGUCGAUCCAGGAGGCCGAGGAUCCCAGUUCUGCUUUUGCAGUCGUGGUGGCAAACGCCCCUUCUUUCGAUGCUCCUGCUCCCAGACUUGGUCCUCUGGGAAAUCUCAAUUACGUUGACGUGGACGAAAAGCAUAUAUUCAUCUGUGGUGUUACUGCGUUGCGUGUAUUUUCUCGUGCAACAGCAAAGUGCGUCCUUGACGUAUCUUCCGCAAGACGAGAAUUUGGUUCACGCAAAUUCUCUGUAAAAUAUGAGUCUGAAACACCGACGGCAGGUGCAGCACUUGUGAACCAUUUUACUGAUGGUGAAGAGUUUGCACUGUCCUCGUCGUCUUUUCAACCACGGAUCAUUGACGAGUUCGUUGCCGGUGAGUCCUGUUAUAAGGUGCAUUCUGCAGUACAUGUCUCUUCUUGUGGCCGACACCUCGUCGCGAUGUUGGCUAGCGCGCGGGUGGUGGUAAUGGAAAACUUUCAAGAAGGUCCCUUCUCAUUAUACAAUCGCAUGGUACAAAUUCAACUCGGAGCUUCUCGAAGCCCAUCAAAAUAUCUAGCAAUACAUGAUGACCGCGUCGUUGUCGCUAAUAACAACGGUCUAUUUCUCUUUUCUCUUUCUGCCGCUCUCGAGGCUAAGAUAAAACCAGACGCCAGUCCUAGUGGAACUCUGGUCGUAUCUCGUGCUCCAUUUUUUGGGUAUCACGUAUACAUGUCGAAUGUCACUUGUCUCCAACUUUCAGACACCGGUCUCUAUCUCAACUGGGAUCCUUCCCAUCUCCAACUUUGCCUUGAAGAUGAAGCCGAACAGGCUAGGCUAGACGCGCUAUUUCGUGUCUCGGUGAACGAUCGAACGUCAAGACAUGCUAGGAUGCCUACAGGCGAUAUAUUGAUUAUGUUGGAUGAAGGUAUAUUUACUGUUGCCGUUCAAAGACUGGUAGUAACAACCUCUGACUCCACACACUUAGAUGAUUUCUUCACAGAAAAAUCAACGGUUUGCGGUAUCGAUUUUUCACCUUUGUGA